AUGGCUACGGUGCUGUGCUACGAAGGGCGGCUUAGCCUUUACUGCUUUCUGGGCGGAAUGGCAAGUUUGUUGGUUUUCUACGGUGCGGAAGCAAUCCUGCACGAUAAAAGCAUCUGGACCAAGGUGGCCCUUUCGGUGGGGUAUUACAUUUCGGAAAACGUUAUCAUUAGGAUACGAUACAAUCCGCGUGACUAUCAGAUUGCCGUGCGAGCUGCUUUCCUUGGAGCGGUAUUAUCGGCCGGUAUUGUCGUGUUUCUGUACGCUCAAGAACAGUAUAAAUCGUUUGGCAUUUAUGCCACCCUUAUGGCACUGUUUCACUACACAGAGUAUCUGGGCAUUGCCAUAUGUAACCCGAAAACACUGUCACCUGACUCGUUCAUAUUGAAUCAUUCGAUUCAUUACGGACUCGCUGCCGCUGCUAGUUGGAUAGAGUAUUUCGUUGAAUCGUACUAUUUUCCUGAAAUGAAAACAUACAAACUGGUGUGGACAGCGGGCGUACUGAUAUGUCUGGCGGGAGAAUCACUCCGGAAGGUGGCAAUGAUAACGGCCAGCAAGAACUUUAGUCACAUCGUUCAAUUCGAGCGACACAAUGAGCACGAACUGGUAACACACGGCGUUUAUGGUUGGACGAGGCAUCCGUCCUAUGUUGGAUGGUUUUAUUGGUCGAUAGGAACACAGAUAACGCUCGCAAACCCGGUAUGCUUUGUAAUCUACGCUAUCGCCAGCUGGAAGUUCUUCCACGAUCGGAUACUGAUGGAGGAAAUAACGCUGCUUAACUUUUUCGGCGAAGAGUACAUCCAGUACCAGGAGCGUGUACCCUCCGGUCUGCCGUUCAUACGAGGCUUCCGGGUGGAACCAUGAUAUUUCGAGCACGAUCCCGGCUGCGAGGAUCAAACCAGCUUCCACACGGACAAACGCACCGAUGAGACUGAUGAAGAGGAUGAUGCUGCUGCGGACAAUAACGAGCGAAUAAUGUUGGAAAUCGCUAAAAAGGAUGGAGAUCGUAGGCGAAGUGUCGGAAGCGGUGGCUUAGAGCAUAGCCGCAACCGACGGUACUCGGGAACAUAUGAUAAUUGUGAUGAUCAGGAUGCAUCGUCGUUGGUGUAAGGAUCGUCACGAAUGGAG
Molecule: messenger RNA, 1125 nt
Organism: Anopheles maculipalpis
Lineage: Eukaryota; Metazoa; Arthropoda; Insecta; Diptera; Culicidae
Gene: ste14
Product: protein-S-isoprenylcysteine O-methyltransferase
Exons: 5
Coding region: 1-861 (286 amino acids)
Biological process (GO): C-terminal protein methylation
Cellular component (GO): membrane; endoplasmic reticulum
Molecular function (GO): protein C-terminal S-isoprenylcysteine carboxyl O-methyltransferase activity
Source: RefSeq, a predicted model, not a curated record